CUCCAAUUCGUCUCACAAUGUCAUCAUCGGAAAACUCAGAGAAAUCCUCCCCUAUCCUCGACAACCCCCAGCACAUCCAAAAAGUCGUACAAGAGGGUCUCCUCCUCGGUGGCGGCGCCGCCGCUAUCCUCUUGCAAGUCGCCAUGCCCGGCGUCGGAAAAGGCGUCGACAACCACAGUAACUUCUCCUACCGACCGCUGGACCGUCUCCGUACGACCAUGACUUUCGUCUACUGCAUGGCGUUCGGCACGAACGACGAGAAACGCGCCGUCGUCGAUAUGGUGCAUCGUGCGCAUGCCCCCGUCAAGGGAGCAGACUACGAUGCCAACGAUACGAGGCUGCAGGUCUGGGUCGCAGCGACUUUGUACGCCGUGGGCACGGAUAUGUACGAGCAGGUGUUUGGGGCUAUGGACGAGUGCGCAGCGGAGAGGCUGUAUCGCGAGUAUGCGAUCCUGGCGGUUUCGCUGCGGGUCAGGCCCGAGGAGUGGCCGGAAAGUCGGGCCAAGUUUUGGGAAUAUUGGGAUGAGCAGGUUGAGAGUAUGGAGGUGACGGAGAAUGCGAAGAAUGUGGCGAACGAUCUCUUGUUUAACUAUAAGUUGCCGCUGCAUCUCCGCGUGCUGAUGCCGUGGAUCCGCCUGGUUACGGCGGAGUUGCUGCCCCCGCGCAUCCGGGAGGCGUAUGGCUUGAAGACUACGAAGGUGCGCAGGGGCGCGUAUCGAGUGACGGUGGGCUUUGCGAGGGCGACGUACCCCUGCUUGCCCAUGUUUGUGCGCACUUAUCCGAAGCGGUACUACAUGAAGGAUAUGCGGCGGAGACUGCAGAAGACCGGAUGAUUUGGUACAGGUCAUGCUGGACAUGUGGCGAUUGGUGGGGAUGUCUGUACGUGAUUAUAUUGUCUAGAAUGUGAUUUG
Aspergillus steynii IBT 23096 is the source of this 911-nucleotide messenger RNA. RefSeq names its product oxygenase MpaB family protein. Bases 18 to 833 code for a protein of 271 amino acids. NCBI's taxonomy places the organism in Eukaryota, Fungi, Ascomycota, Eurotiomycetes, Eurotiales, Aspergillaceae. The transcript has a single exon. The record is from RefSeq and is a predicted model, not a curated record. Gene Ontology annotation, molecular function: oxidoreductase activity.